AUGCAGCGCCGGCACCUCAGGGUCCUGGGGGGAGCCCUCCUAACCUUUCUGUGCGUGGGGCUCCUGUCUCUGCAAUACCACUGGAGCCGGCCCCCCCAGGAGGUGUGGGUAGCCCCUGAGUCCAGCGCCCCGAGCACUGGGCCCCCUGAAUUGCAGAUGCAGGACAUCUUCAUCGCUGUAAAGACCACCCAUGCUUUCCACCGCUCACGCCUGGAGCUGCUGCUCGACACAUGGGUCUCCAGGACCAGGGAGCAGACCUUUGUCUUCACUGACAGCCUGGAUGAAAGCCUCCAGGAGACACUGGGACCUCACCUCGUGGUCACCAACUGUUCUGCAGAGCACAGCCACCCAGCUCUGUCCUGCAAGAUGGCUGCAGAGUUCAAUGCUUUUUUGGCCAGUGGAUUGAGGUGGUUCUGUCACGUGGACGAUGACAACUAUGUGAAUCCACCAGCGUUGUUGCGGCUGCUGUCCACCUUCGCACCAGCCCAUGACGUCUAUGUGGGCAGGCCCAGCCUGAACCGGCCCAUCCAUGCCUCAGAGCCGCGACCCCACAACCGCACAAGGCUGGUGCAGUUCUGGUUUGCCACUGGAGGUGCUGGCUUCUGCAUCAACCGCAAACUGGCUUUGAAGAUGGCCCCGUGGGCCAGCGGCCCUCGCUUCAUGGCCACAUCCGCCCUGAUUCAGCUGCCUGAUGACUGCACAGUGGGCUACAUCGUCGAGUGCAGGCUGGGCGGCCACUUGCACCCCAGCACCCUCUUUCACUCCCACCUGGAGACCCUGCAGCUCCUGGAGGCAGCCGAGCUCCAGGAUCAGGUUACGCUCAGCUACGGUGUCUUGGAGGGGAAACACAAUGUCAUUGAGCUUCAGGGUCCCUUCUCCCCCGAGGAGGACCCCUCCAGGUUUCGUUCCCUCCAUUGUCUCCUCUUCCCAGAGACAUCCUGGUGUCCACAGCUGGUGGUUCGAUGA
This is a messenger RNA of Chrysochloris asiatica (Cape golden mole), 966 nucleotides long. It is a transcript of the gene MFNG, whose product is annotated as MFNG O-fucosylpeptide 3-beta-N-acetylglucosaminyltransferase. Gene Ontology annotation, cellular component: membrane. Gene Ontology annotation, molecular function: O-fucosylpeptide 3-beta-N-acetylglucosaminyltransferase activity. Gene Ontology annotation, biological process: regulation of Notch signaling pathway. The transcript has 8 exons. Bases 1 to 966 code for a protein of 321 amino acids. The record is from RefSeq and is a predicted model, not a curated record. NCBI's taxonomy places the organism in Eukaryota, Metazoa, Chordata, Mammalia, Afrosoricida, Chrysochloridae.